Molecule: messenger RNA, 1626 nt
Organism: Marchantia polymorpha subsp. ruderalis
Lineage: Eukaryota; Viridiplantae; Streptophyta; Marchantiopsida; Marchantiales; Marchantiaceae
Source: the annotation of a GenBank genome assembly
GGAGGGAGUUGCUGAAUUAAGGAAGCCCGCGACGAGAGAGGGAAGGGGAAAGUGGCGGAGCGGUGAAGUGAGAUUCCGAAUUGCUUCGAGAGCAAGGAAGCGCCGCAGAAGAAGAGCAGGCAGUCGAGAUGAGAUAGAGAAGGGAAGGGAGGAGUGCGAGCGUGGAUUGGAGUGCAGAGGGUCAGGAAGAGUGUAGAGCCCGGGGGCGAGGAAGAAGGUGGAAAUUUGGUCUUGGGUGUUGGUAGUGGUGUUGGUGGUGGUGGACAUAGAUACUCAGAGACCCAGACUCCGACAGACUCGAUUCCUUCUUCAAGGAUUGACUGAUUGAUUGAAUGAAUGAUUGAUUCGUUGAUCGAUUGAUUUGCUUGCGGCCAUCGACGUUCAUCUCGACUCACACGCGCGAACUAAAGAAGAUCUCGAGGGGCGAGACCCGCGCGCUCGGAUUGGCGACAUCGAAGGAAGGAAAGAGGAAAGGCUCGGAGGGGAGAGGAAUCCAUCCGUCGUGCAGAAUGGGAGAGAGCGAGUUUCAAUUCAAGCAGACGACGAACCUCGAGAGCAGGCAAGCGGAGUCGGCGAGGAUACUGGAGAAGUACCCCGACAGAGUGCCGGUCAUAGUGAAGAGAGCGGACAAGAGCAGCAUCCCCGACAUCGACAAGAAGAAGUUUCUGGUGCCGGUGGAUUUGGCCGUGGGGCAGUUCGUGUUCGUCAUCCGCAAGAGGAUGAAGCUGACGCCGGAGAAGGCGAUUUUCGUCUUCGUCAAGGACGUCUUGCCUCCGACCUCGGCCAUGAUGGCCCAAAUCUACGACGAGUACAAAGACCAGGACGGGUUUCUGUACAUGACCUACAGCGGAGAGAACACCUUCGGAUCCUCGCACGAUGACGAGGUCGCCCUCGUUGGCUGAAGCCGUCGUCCUGUAUAUAGCUAGUACAUACACAUCCGAUGACCUCGAUCGAUGCUUCCCGAGAGCUCGCGGACCGCCCAAGGAUUCGCUUCUCUUUCUCCGCUCCCUUGUACAUUGUGUGUAUAGAUAGCCAUCGAUAGAUAGAUCGAUCACCGUAGGCGCCUUAGGGUUUGGAACACGGAGGCUCAGGUCUCUCCGCUGCGACACACGACCAUGUGAAGAUGAAGAUGAAGAAGAAGAAGAAGACGACGACGACGCCGAGAAAGGCCGAGGAAGGGCGAGUCCUGCGCGUUUGCCGACCGAGAAUGGUGCUGCAGCGGAUGGGAAUUCGUAGUGAAUGACAUCACGAGGCGAGACGAGAGGCCGCCUGAACUUCUGUGAAUCUUGUGAAAAGCCUUAGAGUAGAAAGACGAGAGGCUAGAGGUGCGAAAGUGAAUCUCAGUAAUUAACUUUCCUGCACGAAUCAGGAAAUGAAAAUGGUCGCCACCCUCCCCCUAUCUUUCACCAGCAGAGCAGAUCGACAUCUGCUCAUCUUUUCAAAUUCCUCUCGGAUGAGAUGACUGGAUAAUAAUGGACAGCCGCUGCUCUGAUCUCUCUGCCCAACUGUGGAAAGAGUGCGAGUAGAGAGAGCUGAGAGGUGCGAAAGAAAUGUACUCGUGAAGAUCUCUGUUUAGAGACGGGAUUAAGUUCAAUACUUUCAGGGCACUUGUGUGCGUCCGCAUGU